Molecule: messenger RNA, 1650 nt
Organism: Ostreococcus lucimarinus CCE9901
Lineage: Eukaryota; Viridiplantae; Chlorophyta; Mamiellophyceae; Mamiellales; Bathycoccaceae
Exons: 1
Coding region: 1-1650 (549 amino acids)
Source: RefSeq, a predicted model, not a curated record
AUGGUCGAGACGCCGCCGAACGAGAGCGCGUCGAAACGCGCGGCGGCGAGACGGCGGUUGAGGCGACUCUUCAACGUGCCGGAGGACGAGACGCUCGUCGCGGACUACAUGUGCGCGCUGCACAGUAAGAUUUUAUUGCAAGGGAAGAUGUACGUGUUCGAGAAUUACGUGUGCUUUUACAGUAACGUGUUCGGGUACAUGAAGAAAAGGACGAUUCCGUUCAGCAGGAUCACGCUGAUCAACAGGGCCAAGACGGCGAUGGUGUUUCCGAACGCCAUCGAAAUCACGUACGACGGGAAGACGGAUUUUUUUACAUCAUUCAUCUUUCCCGAGAAGUCGUUCAAUGUGAUUUGCCAUGAGUGGGUGCGGGCGUCGCAUUACGGUAAAUUGAACGCGAUGAACGUGAAGAGGCUUUCGAAGUUGUAUGACAACGAAGACCAUGACAAGGACGUCGUCGAAGACGCCGCGGAAGAUUCGCCGAGGGAUGUCGCGACGGCGAGACGAUCGAGCGAAGAGAGCGAGCAGUCCACACCGGAGCAUUUGAAUGUAGAACAGAAGAUUCAAGAAAUCGAAAAUGACGACGACGACGACGACGACGACGGCGUCGGCGCUGAAGAUAUCGUCGGAGAUUUUGGAAACAUCCCGCUGGCGAGACUCCCCGGGAAGGCGCCGAGCGAUUCGCCGUCGCUGAUUAAUCUGUACAGCGGCGAUGUCGAUUGCUCCGUGGAGGACUUCUUUCUCGUCGCGUGGUCAAAUAAAUCGCGGCACGAUGUGCAGCCGAAGAUAUCGCAAGCGUUAGAGCAAACACAGGUGAAAAUCACGGAUUGGUUCGAGAAGAGAGCCAUCGGAUGCGUUCGAGAGAUGGUGGUCACCGUUCCCGUGAGACAAACUUUCGGUCCGAAAUCGACUCGCUGCCACCAGACACAAAGUUACGCCGUAUACGAUGACAAUGUCUUCGUCUUGAAUACGUCUCAAGUUCAAACUGACAUACCUUACGGUGACUAUUUCAGAGUCGAAGCGCGUUGGGUGCUUCGUCCACUCGGGCCCAAAAAGUGCGCCCUCUCCGUCGGUACCGAGGUGAUCUUCACCAAAUCGACGAUGAUGAAAGGUUUAAUCGUGAGUAGCGUUAUCGACGAGAGUAAAGUGCAGGUGGCGAAAAUGAUCGAGAUUUACAUGCGAAAAAUUAAUCCCAAGCAGAAAGUGGCGAGGGCACCUUCCGACGUGCCGGAGUUCGUCGACGUGAGCAAGCUGCGAAUCCCGGACGCAUCUCGAGACGCCGUUUGGAGCAUGCUUGUGGCCACUAAAAACUUCGUGCAGCAAACUUCGGCUGCGCCGGAAAUCGAUCUCAAGAAGGCCAGCCCUUGGAGGAAGACGUGCUUCUUCUGUUCGCGUGCAGCGAGAAUCGUGUUGAUAAUCGUUUGCGUGCUACUUUUCCACACCGCGCUCUCAAUGUCGACAGAGUUCGUGUUCGGUGGCGUCGCGGAGAGGAUUUUUGGUUGGCAUCCCACUCGUGUUUACGACGAGGCGAGAUAUUGGGAAGCAAAAUCGAAGAUUCUCAACAACGAGUUGGUUUAUUUGGAACGUCGCUUGGGGUAUCUUGUCGACGAAAUAGAAGUCGCGAAAGCCGCGAUGGCUUCAGCGGCGAAAUGA